AAGCUGUGUGUGUGUGAUCUGCUGGUGGCACAGUGCGAUGUGAAUUGCUGCUGUGACCCCGAUUGCAGCGCGGACGAUUUCAGCCUCUUUACUACGUGUUCAGUUCCUGUUGUCACAGGUGACAGCAAUCUUUGUAGUCAGAAAGCUGCUGUGUAUUCACUUGAUGUUGAAGCAAAUCCACCAGAACGGAUAUUUAAAUUAAUUGACCAAGUCAAUCCCAGUGUUUUCUGCAUUCAUGCUACAAACUAUAAACAAGCACUUUCCUUCAGUUCCCCUGAAAUGCCUACUCCUGAAAAUUUUGAUCGGUUGCUUAAACAGUUUGGAAGUGCUUCUUUCAGUGCUGAGCCUGACAGCUGGAAUACGAACACAGAUGCUCAAAGUCCUUCUGAUGCGAAUGAAACUUACAGAUACGAGUAUGGCGUUCCUAUACAGACAGCAGAUGCAUUUCUAAGACUACCCAGUCCUGUUGUCUCCUCUUGGUGCUCUGAUGCAAAUCCUGCAGGAUUUUUAGUAAACCAGGCUACAAAAUGCACUAGAUCAGUAAGUGUGGAAAAAUGUGGCAACAUUCAAGCAAUUAGUAUGCUCUUCUAUAUCAACUCCAGCAUUUUAGCCGUGCCAGAAUCAAGUCAGAUGGUUAAUAUUACUGUCCAGUCCGUAGUUGUGCAGUCUCUGAAUGGAAUGCGGACUUUGCUUAAUGGUAGUGAUGUCCUGAGGCUGCCUGUGAUUUUGGAUGAACUGUGCAUAAAUGUGGUUCUUGGGGUGAGUUAUCACAUUACAUACACAGACGCAGGAGAAAUAAUAGAAGCAGCUGCUUCUUUUGUCUUGGGGGCAAUUAACAAAGAAGCACUUUCCAUACAGCAGAGCUUUGAAAUCAGCUUUACUCAGGUCAAUACAACACCAGUUCCUCUCAGUGGUAAUCCUGGUUAUGUUGUUGGACUGCCUAUAAGAGCGGGCUUCCGGCCACAAGGAUCUGGCAUUAUCCAGAACACUAACAAAUACAGUCAACUUACCAUUCUGCAAAGUACAUCCAGUCAGGACUGUCUGGCAGCACAGGGAGCCAGAACCCCGAUAUUAUUUGGCUAUAACAUGAUAUCGGGUUGUAAGUUACGAAUUACUGCAGCUAUGAAAUGCCAGCCUUUGGCUCAGACCCUCCUAGACUUACUGAAGGGACAAAGCUUUCCUGAAUACGUGGCCUCAUUUGGAAAUUCUCAAGCCCAGGAUGUACUCGACUGGGUGCCGAUAACUCACCUCCACACCUCAGAACAGAGCUCAUGCCAAAUACCAGUAUCGCUUGAAAUAGAAGUGAAGUGGACUAAAUACGGAUCCCUAGUCAAUCCACAAGCCAGAAUAGUGAAUGUCACAGCAACAAUCAGUACCACCACAUUGAAGCAGCUUUCCUCAGGAAGGGAAAGGACUAUUCCUGUAACAAGUUCUGUUGUCUUCACUGACAUUUCUUCACCUGCAGAGCCAGGCUAUAAAGCUUGGCCCACCAUUAAUGCCAAGUUACCCUUUGAUUUUUUCUUCCCAUUUGUCUAAGGUAGGUAUGCAUUUAAAAAAAAAAAACCCAAAAAAAGGGCCGUAUUUCUGCUUUUUAAGUCCAGUUCCUAAAGAAGUGAGGUUUAUCAAGUCGCUGUGAUUAGCCAUCAGUUUCUUC
Leptosomus discolor (cuckoo roller) is the source of this 1654-nucleotide messenger RNA. Lineage: Eukaryota; Metazoa; Chordata; Aves; Leptosomiformes; Leptosomidae. The record is from RefSeq and is a predicted model, not a curated record.